Molecule: messenger RNA, 1197 nt
Organism: Equus quagga
Lineage: Eukaryota; Metazoa; Chordata; Mammalia; Perissodactyla; Equidae
Gene: CCDC166
Product: coiled-coil domain containing 166
Exons: 2
Coding region: 1-1197 (398 amino acids)
Source: RefSeq, a predicted model, not a curated record
AUGGCACCCAAAAGGAGGCGCGGGCCGAGCACAGGGCGCCGGCCAGGCGCGGCGAAAGAGGGCGCCGAGGCGCCACUGUCGGAGCGCGCGCAGUAUCUGCAGCGCGAGUACAAGCUGCUCUCGGAGCAGCUGGACGCCUGCGAGCAGCGCGUGGACCAGGUGCUGCGGGAGAACGCCUUCCUGGACCGCGAGGCGCAGCGCCUGCGCGAGGAGAACCGGCUCUACGCCAGCUACGUGAGCGCGCGCGCGCAGCGCUGCGCCAAAGCCAUCGUCCGGCUGGACGAGCAGAAUCGCGUGGACCUGACGCAGGUCCACUGGGAGCGGGGCGAGCUGGCGUCGCACUACCACGGGCGCGAGGACGGGGUGCGCGCGCAGCUGCUGGAGAUGGAGGCGCGCGCGGCGCAGAUGGCGCGGCAGGUGCAGGAGCUGCAGCCCUACAAGGAGCUGCAGCUGGAGCAGCUGGCCCGGAUCCGGGCGCUGGAGCGCGAACUGCUGCACAUGCGCGUGGAGCACACGCAGCUGCUCCACCGCGUGAAGCGGCGCUUCACCGAGGACAAGGCGGCCUUCGAGCGCGAGGCUCGCCAGCGCGUGCAGUCCCUGGCGCGGCGCGCGGAGCGGGAGGCGGCGCGCGCGCUCCUCGCGCACACGCAGGCCAUCAAGGCGGACAACGCGCGCCUGCGACAGGAGCUGCUGCGGCUGCUCCAGCGGGCCCAGCUGCUGCAUGACACGCGGCGCCAGCUGCUGGAGCAGCGUGAGAAGCUGCGGCGCGAGCACGAGGACACGCGGGACCUGGCGCGGGUGCAUGGCUGGCUGCGCCGGGGCCCCGGGGGCCCGCCGCUGUGGCAACCUUUGCCCGUCGCCUCGCGCCCCGCGUCCUUCGCCUCCCCGACAGGCCCGUCGCGCGCAGCCUCCCGGUCCCCGUCAAACGCAGCCUCCCGGGUCCCGUCGCUGCUCUCGUCGCGCAUGGCUUCCGGGGUCCCGUCGUUGAUCUCGUCGCGUGUGGGCUCCAGGGUCCCGUCGCUGCCCCUUUCGAAGGCGAGCUCCCGGGUCCCGUCCUUAACUCUGUCCCGCCUGGCUUCCCGGGUCUCUUCGCGGUCCUCGUUGCGUGCGGCUUCACAGAACAUCCUCCUCUCUGCGAAGCCUGUGCUUGGAGUGGGCUCUUCCUAUCCCCGCGUCGAAGGACACCAUGAACACUGA